AUGUUUGGCCUCAAGAUGGUCGGCCUGAUGGUCGCAGUGCUUGCCAUGUUUAUCAACGUUGCUGUUGCCGUCCCUGCUCGUGGCAUGAUUGGUCCGGUUCGCCAGAUCGCCAAUCAGACUGCAACCCUCUCUGCCGCCGAUGGUUUGUUCAAGGGCAGACGCAACGGCCCUCUGGAGUACCACCGAACCCUGUCAAAGUACAACAUUCCCAUUCCUGAUGGUCUGAAGAUCGCCGUCAAUCGUUAUGCAGAGAAAUUGCCUAUUGGAGACACUGGCCGUGUUCCUGCUUCCUCUCAGAAUGGUGACCUCGAAUGGGUUGCUCCAGCUGAUAUUGGUACCCCUUCGCAGAGACUUUACCUUGACUUUGACACUGGUUCUGCCGACACUUGGGUCUUCACCAAUGAUACUGCUACCAAGAACGUCAAGGGACAGACAAUCUUCGACAUCAAUAACUCGACAACUGCCAAGCUGAUUCCAAACUGCACCUGGAGCAUCAUGUACGGCGAUUUCUCCAGCUCUUCCGGUGUCGUGUACAAGGACAACUUUGCCCUAGGAGACCUCAUCAUCAAGGACAUGACUAUCGAGUCUGCGAAGCAAGUUUCGACGCAGUUCUCCAACCAGAAGGAAAUGUCAGGCUUGGUCGGCCUCGCCUUCAGCAAGAUCAUUGAGACCAAGCCAAAACAAAAGUCACUGACCGAUUUCCUACCAGAAGUUCUGGAAGAACCUAUUUUCACCACCGAUCUUCGCCACAACAGCAGUGAUGGAUCCUUCAACUUUGGUUUUAUUGAUCGCGGCCUUCACGACUCUGAGAUUGAGUAUGUCGGUAUUGACAGCAGUGAUGGCUUCUGGGGUGUCUCAUUCAAGGGCUUUGCCGCCAAGGACAGCUCUGACUACUCCUAUGAAUUCUCCGACCCACCCACGGUUAUCCUGGAUACAGGCUCGACGUUGUUCUAUGCACCCGACGAAGCUGUUACGGCGUACUACAAGAACCAUGUUCCCCUGGCUAACUUCUCGUACACUGAGUACGGCUGGAUUCUUCCUUGCAACUCGACACCCCCGAGCUUCAUCUGGGAAUUAACGGACAAGGACGACAAUGUUGUUCAAGGUGAGGUCCCAGGGGAGUAUUUGCCAUAUGCAGUCCUGGACACCAAGGGUUCACCGGAAGGAUACUGCUACUCCGGUCUCCAAAGCCUUGGAGGCUUCACCUCACUUCAGGGAAUUCUUGGCGAUGUCUUUCUGAAGUCUGGCUUCCAGGUUUGGAACCUCGUUCAAGAGCGCAUUGGUUUUGCGCCCAAGUCUCUACCGCCCAUGACACCACGAGGCCUGGCAGGACAUGGCAAAUGGUCAGAUACUCGCAGUGCUCAGGAGAUCAUGGCCAACAAGACCCGAAAGAUCAUCCUGUGA
Messenger RNA from Pestalotiopsis fici W106-1, 1404 nucleotides. RefSeq lists its product as uncharacterized. The record is from RefSeq and is a predicted model, not a curated record. The transcript has 3 exons. NCBI's taxonomy places the organism in Eukaryota, Fungi, Ascomycota, Sordariomycetes, Amphisphaeriales, Sporocadaceae. Gene Ontology annotation, molecular function: aspartic-type endopeptidase activity. The coding region runs from base 1 to 1404 and encodes 467 amino acids. Gene Ontology annotation, biological process: proteolysis.